Phodopus roborovskii (desert hamster) is the source of this 2711-nucleotide messenger RNA. RefSeq names its product sedoheptulokinase (gene Shpk). The record is from RefSeq and is a predicted model, not a curated record. Gene Ontology annotation, molecular function: sedoheptulokinase activity. Lineage: Eukaryota; Metazoa; Chordata; Mammalia; Rodentia; Cricetidae. Gene Ontology annotation, cellular component: cytosol. The transcript has 7 exons. The coding region runs from base 61 to 1491 and encodes 476 amino acids. Gene Ontology annotation, biological process: carbohydrate metabolic process; cellular response to lipopolysaccharide.
UGAAGUGUGCGGUCGCUAGCGCGCCGCUCGAGCCACCCGAGCUUCGCUGUCACUGCUGCCAUGGCUUCGCGACCCGUCACCCUGGGCAUCGACUUGGGCACCACGUCCGUGAAGGUCGCCCUUUUGGAGGCUGCACCCGGCCACCCAUCCGGGUUCGUGGUGCUGGCGAGCUGCGUCCGCGCAGCGGGGGCAGAGACACAGAGCACGGCAGCCGGGUCCCAGGGGCGGGAGCAGGAUGUGACUACAAUCAUACAAGCCCUAAAUGAGUGCCUGGAUGCCCUUCCCCGGCAGCAGCUGCAGAGAGUUGGGGCCAUCGGAGUGUCAGGACAAAUGCAUGGCAUCCUAUUUUGGAAAACAAGUCAAGGCUGUGAAUGGAUGCAGGGAGGGCCUGCCCUUGUAUUUGAGCCCAGAGCUGUGAGCCACUUGGUCACAUGGCAGGAUGGCCGUUGUAACAGUGGUUUCCUGGCUUCUCUGCCCAAGCCAGCAUCCCAUCUCAGUGUGGCCACUGGAUUUGGCUGUGCAACCAUCUUCUGGCUUUUGAAAAACAGCCCAGAGUUCCUGACGUCCUAUGAUGCAGCUGGCACCAUCCAAGACUACGUGGUUGCCAUGCUGUGUGGCCUGCCAAGACCCCUGAUGUCUGACCAGAAUGCUGCUAGCUGGGGCUAUUUUAACACCCAGAGCCAAAGCUGGAACUUGGAGAUAUUGGAAGCAGCAGGCUUUCCUGUCCACCUGCUCCCUGACAUCGCAGAGCCAGGCAGCAUGGCAGGCAGAACCUCUCACACAUGGUUUGAAAUCCCAAAGGGCACACAGGUGGGCGUGGCCCUGGGUGAUUUACAAGCCUCUGUCUAUUCCUGCAUGGACCAAAGGACUGAUGCAGUUCUCAACGUCAGCACCUCCGUCCAGCUGGCGGCCUCAAUGCCUGUGGGAUUCCAGCCACUGCAGACUCCCGACCCUGCAGCCCCAGUCGCCUUCUUCCCUUACUUCAACAGGACCUACCUAGGGGUGGCAGCAUCACUCAAUGGGGGCAAUGUGCUGGCCACGUUUGUCCACAUGCUUGUUCAGUGGAUGGCGGAUCUAGGCCUGGAGGUUGAAGAAUCCACCGUGUAUUCACGAAUGAUCCAGGCGGCUGCAGAGCAGAAAGACACACACCUCACCAUCACACCAACAGUGCUGGGGGAGAGGCACCUGCCAGACCAGCUGGCCUCUGUGACAAGAAUCUCCUCCUCUGACCUUUCCCUGGGUCAUGUGACCCGGGCCCUGUGCAGAGGCAUUGUUCAGAACCUGCACUCGAUGCUUCCUUUUCAGCAGCUCAAAGAGUGGGGUGUGGAACGGGUGAUGGGGAGUGGGAAUGCGCUGUCCAGGAAUGAGGUGCUGAAGCAGGAGGUUCAGAGGGCCUUUCCUUUGCCUGUGUGCUUUGGGCAGGAUGCGGAUGCAGCCUUUGGAGCAGCUCUGGUCAUGCUCCGGAGAGACCUCAGUCAGAAGGAGCCUUAGUUCAGCGGGCUUGGUGGUUAAAGGAAUUCUGUCUAAUUGACAUUGCCAACAUGAUCAGUGGAUUGUCCUUUUUCUGGACAGUUCUGUGGGCAGACUGUAAAUUAUACUUGAUCUUCAGGUACUAUUUAAAUUGACCAAGACCUUACCUUCAGGGCACAUGGGAAUCAUGCAGCUAGGAGUCACUAAUCAGAUCCCAAACUAGUGCCUUCCAAGAACUGGAUCUUCUGAGACCUGAUUGCGAAUGCAAAUAUGAGAUGUGGACAGAAUGGGAGGGAGAAGGAGAGGGAGCCGAAGAAAGAAAAACACAAACAGCUUCCUGAUCACUAGGCUCAUCUGUGAUUCAUUUGUGGACAGAAAUAAAACUUCAGAGUGGACAGUCUGGUAGCCAUGGCUCCAACUAAGCAAGGAAGACCUGCUUUGGGUUUGGACUGGACUCUAUAAGAGGUCCAGCUUUGAGUCAAAUAUGUUAUUGGAAAAAUCCCUCCUGCAGGGUUGUAAGGUGGAGGGAGGCCCCCUUUCCAGUCCUGUGGUCCCUUAGCUAUAGCGUGAUUUCUGGGUGGAGAGAAACCUAAGGACACUGAAGCAGGAUGACUUAGAGAGAGCUGGGGUCUGUGUACUCUCCUUGCCAUGCACAUUUGCUCCUGGCAAAGUGCUACCCUGAGUCCUCUCAACACAGCUGGCUGGAAGGCACAUUCCAGAGAAGGAAAGGCAGGUGGCAUGAGCAGCAAAAGGGACCAGAGCAUUUUGGCAAACACGGUUCUGACAGACUGUUUUAGAGAUGGUGGCAAGGCACGAGGCCUUUUCCACGACCGAGUACAGCCUUACGUCCCCAGGCCCCUGACACAGGGGGCAGUAAGUUUCAUGAGAGAGUGCCUUGUCCCACCGGUCCCACCCUUUCCUCUGUGGUGAGGCCUUUGCUGGCCUUUGAUGGCUCUGGCUCAGUAGAAAUGCCCUGUCUAAGUGGGCAUGCAUGAAGGGCCAGAGCACCACUAGUCUUGCCAUGCUACAGUGCCUUCCAGGAGAGGGUCAUCAUCACUGUGUCUACUCCUAGACUCCUAAAGGACCCAAGGCUGAGGAUACCUGGAACUUUGGGGAGCAGUCAUGUUGUCUGUUUGUAUGAUUUGUUUUGUGAGCUCUUAGAUUGUGGGAAACCAUUUGAUGAACUUGGCUCCCACUGCUGGCUGCAGUUCAGGUAACUGAAUAAAUUUCAUUUUUCCAGA